Penicillium salamii is the source of this 465-nucleotide messenger RNA. Lineage: Eukaryota; Fungi; Ascomycota; Eurotiomycetes; Eurotiales; Aspergillaceae. The record is from the annotation of a GenBank genome assembly.
AUGCCAUGGACUCCUCUCCCUCUUCAAGGGGUAUUGAGUCAAGUAUUGGGCGAUCCCUUGCACCGUGAGCGGUGCAUAUGGGUAGGAUAUGACGGGAAUCACUGUCAAAACACUGUGCCGCUUGGCUCCCGGAUAAAUGGAGUAUUGUGCUUUCAGCUGCUCCAGAGCCCUCCGUUAGUGUAUCCACUAGCGCAGGAAAUUUCCUCAGCUGCAAAGCAGUUACUUUGCUUAGAGUGCAGACGCCAUCGCUGUCGAUCAAAAGUGUGGGCCACCCAAUUUUUGCCUCAGUUGGAUCAAGCCAAAGAUGACACGGUUCACUCGGAGCCUCAUGAUUCGGCUCUACUGGUACAUCAAUGGCCAACCAGCAUGUCCCACAAUGUCGCCACAGCCGUUUUCCCCAAUGUGUCUUUCCCAAAGCCGGAAGAGGCCGCCUGGCGAAGAAAUCAACUAGCGACAUACCCCUAG